This is a messenger RNA of Clupea harengus (Atlantic herring), 1161 nucleotides long. It is a transcript of the gene adgrf3a, whose product is annotated as adhesion G-protein coupled receptor F3-like. NCBI's taxonomy places the organism in Eukaryota, Metazoa, Chordata, Actinopteri, Clupeiformes, Clupeidae. Gene Ontology annotation, biological process: cell surface receptor signaling pathway; adenylate cyclase-activating G protein-coupled receptor signaling pathway. Gene Ontology annotation, molecular function: G protein-coupled receptor activity. The record is from RefSeq and is a predicted model, not a curated record. The coding region runs from base 118 to 546 and encodes 142 amino acids. Gene Ontology annotation, cellular component: membrane. The transcript has 4 exons.
AUUGUGGUGUUGACCGUCAUUGCGUUUGAUAAUGGUGAAGCCGACUCUUACUACCUUACCGAAACUUGCUGGCUUAAGUAUGAUGGUUUGUUUAAAGGGUCCUUUUACGCAUUUGUGAUGCCAGUCGGCAUCAUUGUUGCAAUUAAUGUGUUUUCCAUGCUGGUGGUCAUUGUUAGACUGUUGAAACCAUCUGUGUCUGAAGGCCAUUCUCAAGAUGACAAAGAUGUCAUCAGAGGCAUCCUCAAAGCCGUGAUCUUCCUAACUCCUAUCUUUGGAGUGACAUGGAUUUUUGGAUUUUUUGUCCUGGCAACUGACCACACUAUAACACCCUUGUCUGAGAUUGUGAACUACACCUUUACAGUGUGCAAUGCGUUUCAGGGGUUAUUCAUUCUUCUUACUGCAUGCCUGGGAGAAAAAAAGGUCCGAGAGACACUUGUUCAGAAGUUCUGUCACCAUUCAAAGGUCUACACUACAUCUAGAGGCGAGCGCUCCAACUCCAACUCCAACUCCAAGACCUCCACUGAAAGCUCUAUUAAAAAGAAAUAACAUCAAAGUCCAGUCUUGUGGAGCACCUUUGGUCCCUUUUCUUUUUUCAAUUCUUUUAAUGUAUUUUCACUUUCCUGUUUUACAUAAUGCUGUUUUUGCCAGCCUAAUAGGACCUUAAUGUGAGUAAAGGGGAAGUGUGAAGCUGUUGCCUUGGCUCAAGAUUCAGUGCAAACAUGCAUCUGAAUUCUAUGGUUGGAGUCAGUGAAGUACACAGUCAUCAAUCCAAGAAACUCUUUUGUGUCCAUGCUGUAGAGCUGUAAUGUGUAGUUUUUGAUACCAAAAACAUAAAAUUCUUUAAAAUUGACUUUAAACAACAUCAUUUUAAAAGCAUAAUAGAACAGCAUUUCCUGCAACAACAUUAUCUACAACAAAAAAACUUUACUUUUCUUAAACUUUUUUGGGGUAUCAUUUAAAAAAAAGUAAUUUUGCUAUUACAUACCAAAAUGUACCAAUAGCUGAAGAUUUUGCAUAUGUCAUACUAAUAUCAGAAAUGUUCUGUGAUAAUACUAAUAAGAAUUUUUGCUAGAAUCGUUUACAAACAUCAAUACUGGGAUUUGAAGUAAUGUCAAAAAGUUGUGUGUGUAUGUUUAAUAAUAUUAAAGGCAUUACACAAUA